Hylaeus volcanicus is the source of this 6268-nucleotide messenger RNA. RefSeq lists its product as uncharacterized. Gene Ontology annotation, molecular function: acyltransferase activity, transferring groups other than amino-acyl groups. The transcript has 13 exons. NCBI's taxonomy places the organism in Eukaryota, Metazoa, Arthropoda, Insecta, Hymenoptera, Colletidae. The record is from RefSeq and is a predicted model, not a curated record. Bases 321 to 5486 code for a protein of 1721 amino acids.
CAACGAAGGCACGGACGACGGUGGCCCGGGGUCUGCCGCGUCUUCGGAGGCGGAUACGAUAGUCUCUCGAGUCUCUCCGGGUUACCUGUUCUUCGUGGAGGAGUGGGAAAGUCGCAAAGCAACGAUCACCAGCGAAGCAAACCGUCGAGGACGCAAAGGGUUCAGCCCGUCAGACUUUCGGGGGUCAACGUGAUCGUUGCUGUUCGUUGCUGACGCGACAGCUGAUCGGUGGCGGCCAAUCAAACGGUUCCAUCCAGCCGACCAACGACUCGGGACCCAGUGCUACGUCCGCGGUUCUUCCAUGUGAACGCUGCGGUGACAUGGCUGCCGCCCUCCUGGGCAAGUGCAUCGGUUUGCUCACACUCCUACUCCUCCUCUACACCUGCUGCUAUGCUUUCAAAAUACGGGACCACGGCGCGCAAUACGAGUCCGCGGAGCAGCCGAGUCGCGCUUGCACUUCCAUCUUUGGCAGAUGCCAGGAGAGGACGACCUCGACGCCGGACCGGAAAUGGCACGAGACGCCAGCAUCGCGGCUUGCCAGCCGACGUAAACCACCUGCCGAGAUGACGUCGACGGACGACGCCGUCGGAGGUACGGAAGGGGCGUCUGACAAGCUGAAAAGAAUUGCUCGCUCGAGGGAGGACGAUAGUAAAGGGAGCGACGAGGUUGAUGAUGAAGACGAUGAAGCGAUAGUAGAGGUGGAGGAUAGCGAGGACGAAGACGAAGAUGAUGAGAACCAAGACGAAGACGAUGAUGAGGAAGAUGCCGGUGGAAAAGAAUCCGAAGAAGACGAGGAGGAGGAUGUGGAUCGAGUUAAAGUGAAGAAAGACUCGAAGAGAAAGGCUGAGGUGGUUAAAUUAAUUCCAAAGAAGGUUGUUAGGAAAGCUAAGGUCGAAGAGGAGUCGAGGAAGGAGGAGGAUUCAGAAGAGCAGGAAGAGUCAGGCAAGGAUGAUGAUGAUGAUGAUGAUGAUGAUGAGGAUGAGGAUGAUGAUGAGGAUGAUGAUGAUGAUGAUGAUGAUGAUGAUGAAGAUACCGAAGACGAAGACGACGAUGAUGAAGAUGAAGUCGAGGACGAGGACGAGGACGAGGAUGAGGAUGAUGAUGAGGAUGACGAAUCUGAAGAUGUAACUUUCACUUCCGCUCCAAAGAAGCUGGAAAAAGUCAGAUUCGCCGACAAGGACAAGGUCAAAUCCGUGGAACAGCCUCCGCCAAAAGUGGUAUCGAAACCACCGGAACCCCCAAAGAAAGAGGAAUCAGUAAAGAAGCCCCAGGAACCCCCAAAGAAAGUAGUCGAGAAGAAACAAGUGGAGACCUCGAAGAAGUCGCCCGAGAGCCCGAAGAGAGUCGAUCUCAAGGAAACGAAGCCCGAACUCGAACCGUCGAAACCCAAACCCCCGCCGAAGGCAGAGGCUCCCUUGAAACCGGAAGUGCCUAAAGCACCACCGAAAACGAAAGAGCAACCGAAGCAACCCGAAAAGGCGAAAGUGGAAACGAAAGUGACAGUGACAGCAGCUCCUAAACAGGCAGAAGUUAAACGAUUGGAUAAAGAAGAGUCGAAAGCAAAAACGAAAGCGCACGUGGAAGCUCCUUUCACUUUGGCUCGGUUGAACGACGCGUUGCUACGCGUUCCGACCUUCGUGCCAAAUUUCACGGCCGUCGAGGAUUUCGAGUGUCAGCAGCACGGCAAGAUCUUCCUGCGACAGCUGAGGGGGUACAAGCUGUGGGCCCUUCAGAUGCUAGACUCGAGCGCAAAGAUUCCAUCAGGUCUCCUUCGCGGAAACGUUAACCAGCUGGGAGACUUUGACGAGUGUUUAGGCGUAAUGGCGCACGUGAAGUUGAACAACAACACCCUGAAGGUCCAGGGGAAGUACUGUUUGGCCAGCGUGGACCUGUACGCGUCUCAUCCGGACAUGAGACUUCCGGUUAACAUGAUGCAGGCACGCGCGUUUAUAAGAGGAAGCAUGAACGACCCUGGUCACUUUAUUCCAAAAUUCACAACGAUGAAUUGGGCUCUAUGUCUUCCAGCCGCGUGCUCGGCUGAAGAUGCUCAAAACGUGUUGGAGCAAGCGUUGAACUAUUACAAUUCAACCAUAGGAAUAAGAUUUACGGUUGACGUCGACCCCAACAUGUGUUACGUCAAACAAAAGUCAGGCAGCUACUCGAAGGAGACGAUCGGUGUUCUGUAUUUCUACGCCAUGAUCGCCUGCCUCGUCUUCGUAGCGACGGUGAGAGACUACCUGGUGGUAUCUGAAGGAAAAGGAAACUAUUCGGAGAGAAUAAUUAUGUCCUUUUCCUUACGGAGAACUGUCAGCUCGUUAUUAAAAAGGGGAACAAGCGAAACCGACAUUGCGUGCAUUCACGGAAUAAGGUCACUCGUCACGAUUGCCCUUUACGUUGCUCAUCAGCUGAUACCGAUAUCGAGGUUACCCUAUUCCAAUCGAAUUGACCUUACGGAGGUUGCAAACAAUCCCAUCAGCUCGCUUCUAAGAGCAGCGAUGGUUUAUACCGACGUGUUUCUACUACUCAGCGGUGUUUUAACUGCUUAUAACAUGGCGAACGAGUUCACGGUGCGCGGCGAGAUCCGUUGGUUUUGUCGUUUUAUCGCCAGGUAUAUCAGACUCACGCCAGCGCUACUUGCAGUCGUGUUUUGGUACGCAUUUGUAAUGGAGCACACAGGAUCUGGACCUCAGUGGAACAGCAUCAUAAUACCAAAUGCUGAGCUUUGCAAGAGCAACGCCUGGACGAAUUUGUUGUACAUACAGAAUUUCUUUCCCUUCGAAGAAAUGUGCGCGACACACACUCAUCAGCUGGCCCUGGACAUGCAGCUAUCGCUAUUGGCUCCCAUGUUCGUGUUCUUCUUAGAAUGUAAGCCGAUCAUCGGGAUCCUCUUGCUAUUCUUUAUGGUCUUGCUGUCGGCCACGCUGCGAUACAUAGCAACGAUGAGCAAUUACCUCUCUUAUGUCAUUUUUCAUGGAAUGUCAAUGAAGCAUCUUUACAAGACUGCCAAUUUAUCCUACACGUUACCCUUGCAUAGAGCCACACCGUAUGUGUUUGGCAUAGGACUUGGCGUGCUGCUGCGUUAUACUGGAAGAGACGUCAGGAUCCACAAGGUGUUAGUGAUCUUGGGGUGGUUAAUCGCGAUGGCCUUGGGAUCGUGGUCGUUAUUUUCACCGUGGCACCUGGCCAGAAGGGACUACGUGUACGAUGCUGAAGAAGCAACCAAUUACGCUGUGAUCUGUCCAGUUGUGUGGGCCUUGGCCCUGUGCUGGCUGAUAUUUGCAUGCCACACGAAGAACGGAGGUAUAAUAAACAGAUUCCUAUCGAAUCACUGGUUAAUGAUCUUUAGUAGAAUAUCAUACGCGGUAUACUUAACGCAAUUCGCAGUAUUCUUCUAUAACGUUGGGACCACAAGAUACUCCACCGAAUUCCAACUUCAUAGAGCAAUCGAUUCGCUGGAAGCAGCCACAGUGGUGUCGGUGUCGGUCGUUCUGACUCUGUUUUUCGAUCUCCCGAUGCAGGAGAUCAAAAACGUCAUAAUGGAGAGCACGGACACAGCCGUGGAAGUUCCGAGCGAGAAGUCGCAAGUUCCAGACGGCGAGCCGGUCAAAGGCGAGCAGCCGCUGGAGAAAGUUUUCGAGGAAGACGAGGUAGCUUCGACCGGAUGGGACUGGCAAAAAGAUAUUGUCUCUGGCGGCGCUGGCUUAAGUAACGAGCUCGUGGACGACGAGGAGCAGGUCGAUGUGCCCAUCCUGACGAGGUCCCUGGGUCGAAGAAGAUCGCUCAUCUCCCGCGAUUCCAGCGAGGCCGAGCCGAUUCCUACGUGGGACUGGAUAAAAGAGCCGAAUCGGAGAUAUGCGAGGGACGAUGACGAGUACAGGGAACGCGGCAGGAGGAGCAGAAGCGGUCAAAGGGAUUAUCGGGACACGGGAAACGAGGAUCAAGACUACGCUAGAAUGCAACAGGAGCAGGAAGAAGCUGUUAAGCGAAGUAGACGCUCCGUAUCCAGGAGUCUCGACAAUAAGAGAUUCUCGACACGGGCCAGCGACGACGAGGAGGAGUAUUCCAGGGAGGAGGAGGAUCCGAGACGGUACAGGAGAUCCGAGUCCAGGGGGAGAUCCGCGAUUAGAGAAUCGGACGAUUAUCGUUCCUGGGAAUUCGUCGGUAAGGAACGUUCAUCCUCUCGAGGCCCGGACUCUAAAAGGCUCUCCGACAAAUCGGAAGAGCACGAACUCUCGCAAAGACAAACAAGACCGCCACCCCUCUCGAGAUCCUCCGAUGCCAGGAGAGGCUACUCGUCGGAGAGCGAGGAGGAAAUCUCGCAGCAGAGGAAACUCGAAAAAAGGCAUCCGUCAGCGGAGCCUAGGAUAAGCGACGAGGAAGACUGGGAGGGCGAGCUGAGGAUACGAAGGAAACAGUUCAUGGAGAAGCUCGCGAACCAGCAGCAGGACACCUUGGCGGAGGAAGAAGGGGGUAUAGGAUCUCCAAAGAGGAGGUCCUCGGCGGAGGGGAAGAUAGCGUUGCUGAAGGAUCCCUCGGCGAACGACAACAUGGACUCGUGGACGGUGAGCGUUGGCUCGCGAGUUGCCCAGCUGGGAUCUUCACAGGAACGAAGCGAACCUGAAGAGGACCUCGCGUACGCGAGACGAAGGGAGUACCGCGAGCAAGCCCCGCCGCCUAGGGAAGACACUCUGAGCGAAGAGGAGGUAAUCUGGGACGCAUCUAGAAGACGAUCCUACACGAGCAGCAGUCAGAUAACCUCCAUGGACGAGGACGACGACGUCACGUUCAACUUCGUUCUGACGAAGGACAGCAGGAGGGUGUCGAUGCAGGAUUUAACUAAACUGUCCCAGGAGGAAGACCUGUCCGAUUCAGGAUGGAACGUCGUGAAGGCGGACAGCACCGAGUCCCAGCCCAAGUCCACCCUGGGUUUGUAUAAACGCGAGUCCAUCGUGAAGAGUCAAGCUAGCGAAGAGGAUCCUGAGUAUCUCCUGCCAGAAAGGCCCAAGCUCGUUCAGCAGGAACGGGAGCAUCCCUUCAAGAAGGCUUGGCAGAUGCAGAAGUCUCGUUCAGAGGAAGAUGGAUCCGCUUAUGUUAUCAAGGACGCCAAAGAGGACACCAAAGAGCACAAGGAGAAAAAGAACGAGGACGUUAAAGUUGUUAAAGGGGAGUCUGGGGGUGACCAGUACGAGGACGUUGGGUCGUUUGCAGACGACGAGUCGGAGUCGAUCACGCUAUCGAGAAGCAGGAGCAGCGAUACCGAGGAGAAUAGAACCAGGUCCAAGUCCGAAGAAGCAGAGUCUGUGUCGACAGGACGCAGCGAUAGCACGAGUAUCGACGAUAGCAGAGUUAACGCGAAGUCCGAUGUCGAAGAUGACUCUGCGAGGUUCAGUUGGCCUGCUGAGGACGAACGCUUCGAGGCUUAUAAGACGAACUUGAGGAGCAAGUCGGAGGAGACGGAUUGGACAUGGGAGCAGGAAGAAACCUGAAAGGAGGGAUUUCGAUACGAUGAUAAAGUAAAUGUCAUGGUAAAUCAUUAAGGAAGUGGAGGAUGGAGAAUGAAUGUCUUGGGACAUGAGGGAGGGAGGAUGUAGGUGCUCGAGCAGUCGACGAUUGAUGUUUAUAUUGUGGUUAUAUUGUAAGUUAAUAAAUUACGAAUGGAUAUUUAAGUACCAUACCUUUCAAUCGAUCUCAUCAAUCACAUUAGUAGAUACUCAACAAGGAAAUCCUUCCUACCUAAUGUCACGAAUAAAAUGGACGUUUCUCAGUGAUUAUCGUGGCAUGAUAUUUGCAGAAAAAUUGCAUGGGGGUUAUUGCUUAUUAAAUUCGGGUUAUUUUAUGACGCGUGUCAUGGCUUCAUCUUCCUUCUGUCGCGAACAACUUCGUCGAUCUCAUUACGGUCGACAGCAGGCAACCGAGGGACGGAGCGGACUUAAGUCUAAAGUACGUCAUUAAAAUUCAGUUAGAACUCCCGCGUCAUUACCUUUGAAUCCUAUGGUCAAACGUCCUCGUUAACGCUAAUUACUAAAUCUCGCUGAGAAUUUUGGAAUCUCUCCGUGUAUUAACCUUUUCAAGUUCGCUCGACGCACAAAAGAUUCGACGCCUUAACAAGCUCCACUUGACCAAUAAUGAACCUAAUUCGUUUAAUGCACGCUUAAUGCCAAUUAUGUUCUUCACAGUUGCUCAGAUCGAUCACUGGAGUGCGAGUAUUGAAUCCACAGUUGAUGUAGAAUAAACAUUGGAUGGGGAAUAAAUUUAUUUUAUUUAUUUA